Molecule: messenger RNA, 691 nt
Organism: Juglans microcarpa x Juglans regia
Lineage: Eukaryota; Viridiplantae; Streptophyta; Magnoliopsida; Fagales; Juglandaceae
Product: non-specific lipid-transfer protein 1-like
Exons: 2
Coding region: 109-468 (119 amino acids)
Biological process (GO): lipid transport
Cellular component (GO): membrane
Molecular function (GO): lipid binding
Source: RefSeq, a predicted model, not a curated record
ACACACCUGUGUAACCAAAACUCACUCACUCGAGCAUUCAAAAUCUCUACGAGCUUCAUCACCUCUCUCUAAAAUUCCCCUCCUUUGAGUGACUUAACCGUCGACAAUAUGGCUGGCUCCUUGGUCCUUAAGCUCUCAGGCAUGGUGCUUCUGUGCAUGGUGGUGGCUGCACCCGUUGCAGAGGCGGUCAUAACAUGUGGGCAGGUGGCUAGCAGCGUGUCGAGUUGCCUUGGGUACCUCACGGGUAAGGUUGGUACAGUCCCUCCAAGCUGCUGCAAUGGGGUCAGGAGCCUCAACAAAGCGGCCGCUACCACACCUGACCGCCAGGCCGCCUGUGAGUGCCUGAAAAAGACCGCUAGUUCCAUCCCCGGACUCAACCCUGGUCUUACUGCUGGCCUCCCUGGCAAAUGUGGUGUCAGCAUCCCUUACAAGAUCAGCACCUCCACGAACUGCAAAACUGUGAAAUGAGGCCGAUGGAGAAGAAAUUUUUCAGCCACAGGAUAUAACUAAAGUAGCUAGCUAACUAGCUUGGGAUAAAUAAAAGAAAGGGUGUUUGGACCAUGUGAGGCUCCUCAUGAGGGAGCCUCGUAUUUAUAUAUGUACGAGUCCUGUUGCUGUUUGUAUCGAUUACGGACGCUACGUGCUACUUCAUUUUCUGUAAUAAAUAAAUAUAUAUCUAUGUAUUAAACAA